Anolis sagrei ordinatus is the source of this 5683-nucleotide messenger RNA. RefSeq names its product StAR related lipid transfer domain containing 13 (gene STARD13). Gene Ontology annotation, molecular function: protein binding; GTPase activator activity; lipid binding. NCBI's taxonomy places the organism in Eukaryota, Metazoa, Chordata, Lepidosauria, Squamata, Anolidae. Gene Ontology annotation, biological process: regulation of Rho protein signal transduction; signal transduction; actin cytoskeleton organization. The record is from RefSeq and is a predicted model, not a curated record.
GGACGGCAUGUGGGGUCUCUUUGAGUCUGUGAUGAGUCUAGCUGAGCCUUUGGGACGGAGGAAGGAGAAGAAGGGCUGUUAGAGCGGAUAAGCGGGGAAAGAGCCCUUGAGCCUCCGGGGAGCGGGCUGCAGGGUCUUCCCGCUCACCCCACCCCGGGGAUUGGCCUCUCUCUCCCCUCCUCUCCUCUCCUCUCCUCUCCCUCCGGCCCGGGAGGGGAGGGGGCUUUGCCAGCGCGCUCUCUGCCACCUCUGCCGCUCCUCCUGCGGCUGCUGAGCGCCUUCGGGUCGGUCUUGCGUCCGGAUUGAGCGGGGCAGGCGGCAUGCGGGGCAAAAGCGGGUAGGAGAAUGAGCGGCAGGAAGCGGCGAGCGGACAAGGCUCAGCUCCGGCGCUCCUUCAGCGAGCAAUUCCGGGAGUCCACGGCCAAGGCUUGGGAUUUACUCUGGAGGAACGUGCGGGAGAGGCGGCUGGCAGAAAUUGAAGCAAAAGAAGCUUGUGACUGGUUGCGAGCUGCUGGAUUCCCACAGUAUGCCCAACUCUAUGAAGAUUCCCAAUUUCCUAUUGACAUUGCUGCUGUAAAGAAAGAUCAUGAUUUUCUUGAAAAGGAUCUUGUAGAACCUCUUUGUAGACGACUGAACACGCUGAAUAAGUGCGCCUCAAUGAAACUCGAUGUGAACUUCCAAAGGAAAAAGAGUGAAGACUCUGAUGAAGAAGAUCUUUGUGCCAUUAGUAACAAAUGGACUUUCCAAAGGACAAGCCGAAGAUGGUCUCGGGUAGAAGACAUUGACACCUUAAUUCAUCAGUCAGGCAAACAUGGCUCCUCGGGAGACACUAAAAUGAAGAUCACCACUAGCAGUGAAAGCGUGCUUACCGAUCUGAGUGAACCUGAGGUAUCAUCUAUUCACAGUGAGAGCAGUGGUGGAAGUGACCACCGGAGUCAAUCUGUAGUCAGUAGCUUUCUCAGGGAGACAUUGGAUGGAUCAGGACAAUACUGUGUAGAAAAUGCUCACGACUCUUGCUCAGCUGGCAAUACUCCUUCCCAGCUUUCAGAUGACUCUUCAAACCUCAGGAAUGAGAAACCAAUGCGAACCAAAGCUAAAACUUUUCUAAAGCGUAUGGAGACACUUAAAAACAAGAGUGCCCAUGGAAAAUUAAAAGGCACCGGGAGGACUAGUGGCUUAAUAAUAAGUAGACCUAUUCUUCAGCAUGAGCCAAAUUUGCAAUGUUUGCAGAUAAGGGAUGGAGACCUCCAAAAUGUAGGGACCCAAGACACAGCCAAACAAGGAUCUCCUUGCUCUGCUAAAUCUAGCAGUGAGAGCAGCCAAUCAGAAAUGAGCAGUAGCGGCAUAAGCACUCCUUCCUUAAAGGAGCGCAAGUAUCAUGAAGCAAAUAAACGAGGUGGGAUGUACCUGGAGGAUCUGGAUGUUCUUGCAGGAGCAGCACUCCGGCAAGUGAUGGAUCAAAACCAUAGAAAUGAAUUUCAUUCCCAAGAGAACCUAGUGGUUCAUAUUCCUAAAGAUCACAAACCCGGAACGUUUCCUAAGGCUCUAUCAAUUGAAAGCCUAUCUCCUACAGACAAUAGCAAUGGUGUAAGCUGGAGGACAGGUGGCGUUUCAUUAAACAACAAGACAGGUUCAACACCCAAAGAAGCCAGUCCUCUUGCUUCCUGCCCAAAGGAGAGUCGUAUUAGCAUUUAUGACAAUGUUCCAGGUUCUCACUUGUAUGCCAGUACUGGAGACCUUCUAGACUUGGAACGAGAAAACUUUUUUCCUCAUCUGGAUGACAUUUUGCAGCAGGUCAAUGGGCUUCAAGAAUCUGUAGAUGAUUGGUCGAAAAAUAUAUUACCAGAAUUGAAAAACAAUGUUUUAUCGGUUGGUGAUUGUAGCUCUUCGUCAUUCCAGUCACCAGCUAAGAUUUCAUUAGAUUUUGAACAGAACUCUGUAAGUGAGGGCCGGACAACGCCUAGUGAUAUGGAUAGAGAUGGAACAUCUCUCAACGAGUCAGAAGUUCCUGGUGUCAGGGACAGAAGAGACUCUGGUGUUGGAGCAUCCCUUACCAGGCCAAACAGGCGAUUACGUUGGCAUAGUUUCCAGAGGUCUCAUCAAAUGUGCCAUCCCAUAGGAUCACACCAAAUCAGUAGUCAGUCAGCUGCUCAGUUAAAUCUACUACAAAAAUUUUCCCUGCUUCGUCUUACUGCCAUCAUGGAAAAGUAUUCCAUGUCAAACAAGCAUGGCUGGACAUGGGCUGUACCAAAGUUCAUGAAGAGGAUGAAAGUUCCCGAUUACAAGGAUAAGAACAUCUUUGGUGUGCCUUUAAUAAUCCAUGUGCAAAGAACAGGGCAACCUCUGCCACAGGGCAUACAGCAAGCACUGCGCUAUUUACGGAACAAUUGCCUGGAUCAGGUGGGUCUUUUCCGGAAGUCGGGUGUCAAGUCUCGAAUACAGGCCCUACGUCAAAUGAAUGAAAGUAACCCUGAAAAUGUCAGCUAUGAAGAUCAGUCGGCAUAUGAUGUGGCUGACAUGGUGAAGCAGUUUUUCAGAGACCUCCCUGAGCCUCUUCUUACCAGCAAGCUAGGAGAAACUUUCCUCCACAUCUAUCAGUAUGUUCCCAAAGAGCAGCGGCUUCAGGCAGUUCAGGCUGCCAUAAUGCUGAUGUCAGAUGAAAACAGGGAGGUUUUGCAGACUCUGCUCUGCUUCCUGAAUGAUGUCACUUCUGUAGAAGAGAAUCAAAUGACUCCCAUGAACAUAGCUGUGUGCUUGGCCCCAUCUCUGUUUCAUCUCAACAUAAUAAAGAAAGACAGCUCCCCACGAGUCAUACAGAAGAAAUACGCAACAGGGAAGCCAGAUCAGAAAGAUCUCAGUGAAAACCUGGCAGCUACUCAGGGACUUGCACACAUGAUAACGGAAUAUGGUAAACUUUUUGAGAUCCCGCAUGAGAUGGUAACCCAAUCCCGUAACUCCUAUAUUGAGGCUGAAGUACAUCCCCCCACGUUACAGGAACUGGGCAAACAAAUGGAUGAAGAAGGUGGAAGUUUCCAGACCUAUCUGGAAGGGCUUGUACAGAACCUCUGUAAAGAAGCUAAGGACAAAUUCAAAGGAUGGGUCACUUGUUCCAGCAUUGAAAAUACAGAUCUCUCCUACAGAAAGGUCGGAGAUGGGAAUCCUCUAAGGCUAUGGAAGGCUUCUGUGGAAGUUGAAGCUCCUCCUUCUGUUGUCUUGAACCGUGUGCUAAGAGAACGGCACCUUUGGGAUGAGGAUUUCUUGCAGUGGAAGGUCAUUGAAACUUUGGAUAAGCAAACUGAGAUCUAUCAAUAUGUUUUGAACAGUAUGGCUCCGCAUCCUUCCAGAGACUUUUCAGUCCUCAGGACCUGGAGAACAGACUUGCCAAAGGGAAUGUGCAUCUUAGUGGCCAUCUCAGUUGAACAUGAAGAAGGUCCUCUGAUGGGAGGUGUGCGGGCAGUUGUUUUGGAUUCCCAGUAUUUAAUAGAGCCUUGUGGGUCAGGAAAAUCUCGUCUGACACAUAUCUGCAGGAUUGACUUCAGAGGUCAUUCAUUAGAAUGGUACAAUAAAGGCUUUGGACAUCUGUGUGCAUCUGAAGUUGCCAAUAUCAGAAAUUCAUUUCAACCCCUGAUUGCUGAAGGACCAGAAACAAAAAUCUGAGUGAUGGAGACCCUGCAUGUAUGGAGUUCCAUGCAUGAACUGGAGCCACUGGAUUUUCAGUCUCCUUUCGCGCCAUAGCUAAGUCAUGCCUUAUUUGGAAGGCUUUGCCGUUGCCUGGAACUGUCACUCAUCCUCAUUUCUCACUUCAGUUGAUUUCCUUAACUUGAGAACAGUUUCUUCAGGCUUUAAAAACAGACUACUGCCAUUGUUGAUAUUGCUUAAAUCAAAUAUUUAAAAGCUUCUGAGAAGCUUAUUUUAAAAUGUACAUAAGAAAUGUAGAAAUGUAAAUAUUGUAUAUGCUCUGUUAUGUAAAUAAUCUAAUUAUAUAUGUAUAUAUAUUAUUAAGUUUUUUAUAUAAGCUGGUGCUUUCUAGAAGAAAUGCUCUACAUUUAUUUGGAAUUUAUUUUCACACUGUUAGAGCUGAAUAUCUCUCAAGCUGUGUGCUGUUAUCAUAAAAAAUAUGACAUUGCAACCAAUUGAAUACUUAAUUGUUCCCCUGUAGCACUAUUUCUAAGAUGAAGCAUGGAGAUAAGCAUAGCAAGAUAAGACUUUGUUAAGUCUUUAAGCAUUGUCAAAAGUCAUGAACAACAGAAUAUUAGGGCAAAUCCUAAUAACGUUAUUGUUGGGUGCUCAAACCUCAAUCUUUUGAUUUAAUCUAUAGCUAGUCUACACUUGCAAUAGAACUCUCCAAAAAGCCGAUUAUUAUUAAUUGUCAACAAAGCUGACUUUGACUUAUGGAUGAGAGCUCUUCAGACUAGACUAUCCUCAACAGCCCUGCUCAGGUCCUGCAAACUCAGUGCCAUGGCUUCCUUAGUCAUAUCUCUUUUUGCAGAAGGCACAAGGGGCAAGCCCUUUGCUCAUUAUCCAAAACCUCCCUUCUGGCAAGUGUCAAACUCCAACAGUGGUCAUUCAGAUCCAGUUGAUCUGUGCUCUAGGGGGAAGAAAAGGGGAAUGUACUCCAUAUGUGAGCACACACUCAUUUCUUCCCUCUUCCAAGACUGGCUGCUCCAUUAUCUGCUUCUCCCUCCCUAUCGGUGGCCACCAGCAGCAAUUUUGAGAGCUUGACAGCCAUUGGAGUAGUACUGCUAAGACACAAAACUGCAUCAUUUGAGUGUUUUCCUCCAUUUGCUCAAUUUAGAAUCUCAGGAAUGUUUUUGGAGAUGAGAGAGAACAUUUAGAUUCCAUCAUGCUGCCAAUGAUAUAGAGUGAGAUGAGACACAAAAUGCAAAAACUAAGCUUUUUAGGGAAGUACAUGCAGAUAUAGCACAGACAUCUGGUCCAUCACUUGAUAUAUCUAAAUCGGUCCAUUGAUUUUACUAAGACUUAUUUAUAACACUUUCUCUGACUUUUUAAAGAGUUCCAAAUAUAUUGGAGGUGGGCAAAACAUGAAUUACAUUCCAUAUGGCCAUUUCGGUGUCUCUCAUCAUCCCUGAGAGAAGAUCACCUUGCCAGAAUUCACACGUCAAACAUCUUUCUAGUCUUCCUUUUCAGGAGUAUAAUCAAGGAGCGCUGGAGCUUCCUGCACCAUGGAGAAUCACCACAGCUGCCACCAGAUGUCAGGAACAGCUGUGCCAAUGGCAAAAACCUCACUGGCUGCCACAAAACCACAGUGGCCAUGGGGUCCUCAUGUAUUGCAAUAAGAUGUCCCAUGCCCACAUCUGGUUUAUAUGAAUAUUUGUGCCAACAUUCUAACAAACACGUUGCAUUUAAGGUCUACAGAAAAACAUACCUAGCAAUUGUUAAUAAAGCAUUACUUCCAGCAAUAUGAGUCACCUUCGUUCUCUCCAUCAUUGUUAAUCAUGGUCCUAAGGUUAAUACAGUAUGACCCCCAAUAUCUAUGGGAGAUACAUUUCUGGAAUUCAUGGGGAUGUGAAGAGGUCUUAGCAGCCAUGUCAAAGCUUUCCAUAACCUGAUUUAUGAUGGAUAUAACCUGAUCUAGGAUGGCCUUGAUCCUAAAUGAGUGACUUGGAAUUAACUUCUCUCCCAUUUCAAUGGGACUGAAUUUUCUAGGAAUAGAACAAGAAAA